This is a messenger RNA of Sinocyclocheilus rhinocerous, 2050 nucleotides long. RefSeq names its product protein phosphatase 1 regulatory subunit 7-like. Gene Ontology annotation, molecular function: protein binding. Lineage: Eukaryota; Metazoa; Chordata; Actinopteri; Cypriniformes; Cyprinidae. Bases 1 to 1002 code for a protein of 333 amino acids. The record is from RefSeq and is a predicted model, not a curated record. The transcript is spliced from 10 exons.
AUGAUUGACAGGAGGGGUGAGUCUGAGGAAUCUGGUGAUGAUGAGACCAAGAGGAAGAGUCUCAAUGGAGAGGUCGACUCCCUGCAAGCCCCCUCGACUGUACCCAAGGAGUCACCGGUUGACAUGGACACCAUAACCUUAGACCCAGAUGAAGAGGAUGUGGAUCUGGUCCACUGCCGCAUUGGGAAGAUUGAGGGUCUGGAGGUUCUUCGCAAGGCAAAGACAAUUUCUCUAAGGCAAAACCUCAUCAAAUGCAUUGAGAACUUGGACAGCCUUGUCUCGUUGAGGGAACUCGAUCUUUAUGACAACCAGAUCCGCAAACUAGAGAAUCUUCAGGCCCUAACAGAGCUUGAGCAGCUAGAUGUAUCGUUCAAUUUACUGAGGAAGAUUGAGGGAUUGGAGUGUCUCACAAAAAUCACGAAACUCUUCCUGCUUCAUAAUAAGAUUAUGAGCAUUGCCAGCCUCGAUCAACUGACGAGCCUCCAGAUGCUGGAGCUGGGCUCUAACCGCAUCAGGGUUAUUGAGAAUCUGGAUUCUCUUACUUCUUUGGAGAGUUUGUUCCUCGGCACGAAUAAAAUCUCUCAGCUACAGAACCUUGAUGGAUUGCACAGUCUGACGGUUCUCAGUAUCCAGAGUAACCGCAUCACGAAGUUGGAGGGACUCCAGAAUCUUGUCAGUCUGCGAGAGCUUUACUUGAGUCAUAAUGGCAUUGAAGUCAUUGAGGGCCUGGAGAACAAUAAAAAGCUGACAACUUUGGAUAUCGCUGCAAACAGGAUAAAAAAGAUUGAAAAUAUCAGCCAUUUGACUGAAUUAAAAGAAUUUUGGAUGAACGACAACCAAAUUGAUAACUGGGCAGACUUGGACGAACUCAAGAACGCCAAAGGUCUAGAGACUGUCUAUCUGGAGAGAAACCCUCUGCAGAAGGACCCUCAGUACAGACGCAAGAUCAUGUUGGCUCUUCCCAAUGUCAGGCAGAUUGAUGCCACCUUCAUCCGUUUCUGAUCAUCCACCUCAUUGUGCCCUCCCUCACCCAAACCAUCCACAGCAUAUUAUAAACACACCACUACCAUAUUUCCCUCAUAGACACCGUCUGGUGUCUGCCCUAUUUAUCUCUUUUAUUUACUUUUUAACAACAAAAAAGAAGAAUCUCACACUCCCAGUGUUGCCAUUCCAUGUGCUGGCACCUUUUACUCGCACAGAGACUGUAUACCUAUGCUCUGACUUAUGCUAUAGUGUGAAUUGCUUGUUCAUUUAUUUUCAGUUUAGGACAUGAUUAGUCUGAACUCAAAGGAGCCAAUGCCUGUUGCUCUGAAAUUAUAUCAGCGCUAAAUCUUACUGCCCUUAGCAUUUUGGUAAGGAAAUCAUAGCAUCGUGGUUAUCCCUUCUCUCUCCCUCCAUCCAUGUAGGUAAUUUUAAAAUCAGACAUUUCCGCCAUGUAUGAUUUACAUUAGGCAUUGAGGUCUUAUUUACUAUAUGAGGUGGUAAAAAGGUCAGAGUUCACAUUGCAUUCAGAGACUGAAGAUGGCUAUGAGGAUAUUCUUCUUCUUUGAUGUGAUCAGGGACUAUUUCUUUGAGUGUUAUGCUCUUAUGAAUUCAAUUCGCAUAUCAGUUCUGUUUCUGGUUGUAUCAGUAUGUUAACAUUUUGGCUGGUUGAAAUGUGACAUGAUUCAUAUUGUUCAUUCUUCAGAAAUACUGAAUAUAUUAAAAGGGAUUCAUUCCAUUUUAAAACUAAGGUUAUGCCACAAUCAAGUCAUUUUAGGCGAUAUCAGGUGAUUAGUAUUUUUUUGUAAUUAGACUUUUUUUUUGGAAAUAUUAAAUAUCACAUGCACUCAAAAUAUUCACACAGAGACACCUCAUGUUAAUGUAUGGUCUCCUCCCCCAAUACUAGGUGAAUGGAAGAGGCCACAGUGUGGUGACUGUGUUUGGCCACUCCCAUUUGAGGAGAGGGGAGGGGGUCUGAGGGGUUUCACUCUCAGCUGAUUCUUUAUGGAAUAAACCAGGGCUGUCCAAACUCGGUCCUGGAGGGCCGGUGUCCUGCAGAGUUUAGCUC